Sinocyclocheilus grahami is the source of this 3608-nucleotide messenger RNA. Its product is annotated as exocyst complex component 6-like. NCBI's taxonomy places the organism in Eukaryota, Metazoa, Chordata, Actinopteri, Cypriniformes, Cyprinidae. Gene Ontology annotation, cellular component: exocyst; membrane. The transcript has 24 exons. The coding region runs from base 35 to 2257 and encodes 740 amino acids. Gene Ontology annotation, biological process: intracellular protein transport; Golgi to plasma membrane transport; exocytosis. The record is from RefSeq and is a predicted model, not a curated record.
UGGAGUUACUGCAUCUCUGUCGGCAUUGUCACAAAUGAACACUGUGACGAUUAGAGCCAACAUGGCGGACAGCGAGAGCUUGGAGACUAUCACCGAACAUGAGCGAAUAUUACAGGAGAUCGAGAGCACGGACACGGCGUGCGUGGGGCCGACGCUACGAUCCGUUUACGAUGAUCAGCCCAAUGCACACAAAAGGUUUAUGGAGAAACUUGACGCCAGAAUACGCAACCAUGACCGAGAGAUUGAGAAAAUGUGCAACUUCCAUCAUCAGGGAUUCGUGGACGCCAUCACAGAACUGCUGAAGGUCCGAGCGGAUGCUGAGAAGCUGAUGGGCCAAGUGAGCGACACCAAUCGAAGACUUCAAGACGCCGGACGAGAGGUGACGGCCCAAACGGAGGAGGUCAUCCGCUGCCGAAUUCAACAGAGGAACAUGGCUACCACGGUGGAGAAGUUGCAGCUCUGCAUUCCCGUCCUGGAAAUGUACAGCAAAUUAAAGGAGCAGCUUGAAUCGAAAAGCACUGCCCUGUACCAGCAGGCUCAGCAGCACCGUACGUUUAACAGUGCAGUGCAGAAGCAGGUGACUCUGAGCUGUGCCAAACCUCUGUAUGGUCUGAAUGGCCGAACACCCCUCCAUCACAACGGCCUGAGCACAGAGGCAGCGGAUGACGAGGAGAUGGAUGAGGAGGUCUUGACGGUGCAGGAUCUGGUGGAUUUUUCGCCAGUCUACCGAUGUCUUCACAUCUACACUGUUUUGGGAGACAGGGAGACGUUUGAAAAUUACUAUAGGAAGCAAAGAAAAAAACAAGCAAGACUAGUACUGCAGCCUCAGUCUAACAUGCACGAGACAGUGGAGGGCUACAGGAAGUACUUUAAUCAGAUUGUCGGGUUCUUUGUGGUGGAGGAUCACAUACUACAUGCCACACAAGGCCUGGUGACUAGAGCCUUCACAGACGAACUGUGGAACAUGGCCCUGUCCAAGAUCAUCGCAGUGCUCCGCACACACUCCUCCUACUGCAAUGAUCCCGACCUGGUCCUAGAACUGAAGAACCUAAUAGUUAUAUUUGCAGACACUUUACAGGGUUAUGGCUUCCCUGUCAACAGACUUUUUGACCUUUUGUUUGAGGUUAGAGAUCAGUACAACGAAACAUUGCUCAAAAAAUGGGCCCUGGUGUUCAGGGAUAUUUUUGAGCAGGACAACUACAGCCCCAUUCCAGUGGAAAAUGAAGAGGAGUAUAAGGCCGUGAUCAGUCGCUUCCCCUUCCAUGAUGCAGAGAUAGAAAAGCAACAAUUUCCAAAGAAGCUGCCCAUGUCCCAGUCAGUGCCUCAAAUCUACUCUCAAGUGAAGGAGUUUAUUUACGCCAGCUUGAAGUUCUCCGAGUCACUCCAUCGCAGCUCAACUGAGAUUGACGACAUGCUCCGUAAAUCCACCAACCUGCUGCUGACGAGGACGUUGAGCAGCUGCUUACAAAAUCUAAUCAAAAAGCCACACAUAGGAUUAACUGAGCUAGUUCAAAUUAUCAUCAACACCACCCAUUUAGAGCACGCGUGUAAAUACCUGGAGGAUUUUAUCACGAACAUCACCAAUGUUUCUCCGGAAACGGUUCAUACCACAAGACUCUACGGGCUUUCCACCUUCAAGGAUGCUAGACAUGCAGCCGAAGGAGAAAUAUACACCAAACUCAACCAGAAGAUUGAUGAAUUCAUUCAGCUGGCUGAUUAUGAGUGGGGCAUGGCAGAGUCGGACGGCAGAGCCAGCGGCUACCUCAUGGACCUCAUUAACUUCCUGCGUAGCACCUUCCAGGUCUUCACACACCUUCCAGGUAAGGUGGCACAGACGGCGUGCAUGUCUGCCUGUAAACACCUGGCCACGUCACUGAUGCAGAUGCUGCUGGAUACUGAGCUCAAACAGAUCAGCAUGGGAAAAUUUUUUGCCAGUUCAGAGCCCGUGCCAGGAUUCCAGGGGGACACACUGCAGUUGGCCUUCAUUGACCUCCGACAGCUUCUAGAUCUGUUCAUGGUGUGGGAUUGGUCCACGUACCUGGCAGACUACGGACAGCCCACCUCAAAGUACCUGCGGGUGAACCCCUCCACUGCGCUAGCACUUUUGGAAAAAGUCAACAGAGGAAUGAAAGACACAAGUAAAAAGAACAUCAUCUUCUCCCAGUUCAGGAAGAACGACCGUGACAAGCAGAAAUUGAUCGAGACCGUGGUGAAGCAGCUGAGAAGUCUGGUGAAUGGAAUGUCCCAGCAUUCCUAGAGGCAUCCACAUGAAUUCCAAACACUGGGCUGGGUUUGACAAUGUAACUUGCAAACUAUGUUAUACUUCUAGCUUUGGCCCUUUUUUCAAAAUCCAAUAACUCGCUGUAAGCUAACUACUCUCAAAAGUACUGUGGUAUAUUUUGACUGCAUCCUCCAUGUCUCCUGCCAAAAUAUUCACCACUGUAGGUUAAUAAUGUAAAUAUGGUGCAAAAAUGAAGAGAAAAAAAAGUGAAGUUAUGCAGUAAUUUUUUGUAAUGUAUUUUUAAAGGUUGAGAAUUAUGUUUUGUACGUUGUGAAAGUGCAAUGACUCCUAACACUACACUUGAGAGAGCGGCGGUGUGUAUGUGACUGGUGAUGCUGAUGGUCAUAUUGCAACCUGUAUGAAAUUCUCCCUGGUGUAACAUGGAAGAAGUUUUUAUUGUAAAUAUUUUUAAAUAUAUUUAACACCGCUAUGGAAUCAUGCUUCCCAUGGGUCUGCCAGUGAGUAGACUGGCAGACCAAUGUUUAGCAUUUGCAUGAGAAUGCAUCGUUUUUUCUUUUACGUUGGCAGACUUUGUUCCAACUCGUGUGCACAAACAGCUCUUCUUUAUUGAAAAGAAUCUAAAAUUGUCAGCUGCAUUUCACUGAAUGAUGAACAAAUGCACCACAGAAUUAUAUUAAAUUUUUUAUUUUCUCAGGGUGAAAUGAAAGCUUUGGGUCAGAUGCUUUAGAAUCUCAUUUUUAGGCGAAAAUAAAUAAGCAAUAAUUAGUCCAGCUACAGACAUGGAAAAAUUCCAGAUUAAUAUCUGCAUCCACAUGCUUUUAUUUUGUUUCUUAAAAUUUAUUUUGAGCAGGCAUUUUGCACUGAAAAUUAUUUAAGUUUGCCUUUUAACAAGCAACUGUAUGCUUAUGUAUUUAAAGUACCACUGUAUAUACACCAUACUAUUUUAUUAAAAUUGGGGGGAAAAUGGAAUGUAAAGCAUAACACGUGUGUCGUUUGAGGAUGUUUCCAUAUUUCAGUUUUCUGUCGUCUUAUGGUUGUAUCAACACUAAUAUUGGUUUCACUUUAAAAUAUCUCUCAUAACUUAAAGACAUGGUUAGCAAAUCAGUAGUUCCUUUACAUUCAGAUAUUACAAGUGUUUGAAUGUACAUUAACUAAUGAUCUGUUAGGCAUUAUGGAAUUUGUUAAUAAUAAUGAAAGUUACUGUAAAGUGUCACCCAGAUAUUUAAAAUUUCAAUGAGGCAAACAGAAUCACAAUAUCCAAUUACUGGCAGUACCUGGAGUUACACAAACCCAAGUGACUUCAGUUGUUUUCAAGAUCCACCCAUUUUUAUGUGUGUGCUUUAAUAAAAUUUCACAACAAAAUACA